This is a messenger RNA of Quercus lobata, 519 nucleotides long. RefSeq lists its product as uncharacterized. The transcript has a single exon. Lineage: Eukaryota; Viridiplantae; Streptophyta; Magnoliopsida; Fagales; Fagaceae. Bases 1 to 519 code for a protein of 172 amino acids. The record is from RefSeq and is a predicted model, not a curated record.
AUGAGUAAGGCCUUGGACCGCAUCUCCCAGGCGCCCUUCAUGUGCAAGAUAGAAGGGGCUGAACUUUCUCGGCGGUUCCACCAACCCACUUUCACCAUAUAUAAUGGUCGAACGGAUCCCGUAGAGCACGUAAGUCAGUUUAACCAGAGGAUGGCCGUACAUUCCAGAGACGAAGCUUUGAUGUGCAAAGUGUUCUCGUCCAGUUUGGGACCUAUGGCGAUGAGGUGGUUUGACAGCCUCAAGCCAAACUCCAUAAAUUCCUUUAAGCAGCUAACCCAGGCUUUUGGUUCUCACUUCAUAACGAGCAGUAGGGUUCCUCGUCCCUUGGAUUCCCUCCUGUCCAUGUCCAUGCGAGAAGAAGAGACCCUGAGGGCCUACUCGGAUAGGUAUUGGGAGAUGUAUAACGAGAUAGAGGGAAAUUAUGAUGACGUCGCCAUCAGCACCUUCAAGAGAGGUCUGCCGACAGAGCACGGUUUAAGGAAAUCCCUAACUGGGAAACCGGUCACCAGCGUGUGCUAG